This is a messenger RNA of Spinacia oleracea (spinach), 1092 nucleotides long. RefSeq names its product 28 kDa ribonucleoprotein, chloroplastic-like. Gene Ontology annotation, cellular component: chloroplast thylakoid membrane. Lineage: Eukaryota; Viridiplantae; Streptophyta; Magnoliopsida; Caryophyllales; Amaranthaceae. Gene Ontology annotation, biological process: chloroplast rRNA processing. The coding region runs from base 120 to 923 and encodes 267 amino acids. The record is from RefSeq and is a predicted model, not a curated record. Gene Ontology annotation, molecular function: mRNA binding. The transcript has 4 exons.
UGAUUGGACAGAAUUUCACCACCUCAGCUUCAUAUUUUAGCUAACUCCUUUAUUCAUUCACAAGCUGUUCCACCUCCCUUACAACCACCACACAACCUCCACAGUCCUCCUCUAAAAGGAUGGCCACUGCCGCAACCGCAACCGCCACCGCGGCAUUGCAAUGUUCACCGAAAACCUCCAUCACAUGUCUAUCAAACAAGCACAUACUAACUGAGCCAUUCCAAGUAAAAUUUGAUUCAACAAAGAAAACAUACUCACCCUUAAUUUCCAUUGCCUACAAACGGAGGAUAGCUGUCUCUGUGUCCGAGGAACAAACUGUAAACACAACUGAAGAAGAGGUGGAAGAAACACAAGGUGAAGGUGAAGGUGAAGGUGAAAGUGAUGAAGUUGAAAUGAAUAAUACAAAGCUUUACUUUGGGAAUUUGCCUUAUCAUUGUGACAGUGCUCAACUUGCUGGUAUUGUUCAAGAUUAUGGCAACCCUGAAUUGGUUGAGGUUCUAUAUAAUAGAGACACAGGAAGAAGCAGAGGAUUUGCAUUUGUGACAAUGAGCAGUAUUGAAGAUUGCAAAGCCGUUAUUGAUAAUCUCGAUGGAAGUGAAUAUGGUGGAAGAUAUUUAAGAGUGAAUUUUGCUGAUAACCCAGUAAAAAGAGCACCUUUAUUUCCAGAAACAGAGCACAAGUUGUUCGUUGGUAACUUGUCAUGGUCAGUCAACUCAGAGAGUUUAUACCAAGCGUUUCAAGAGUACGGAAAUGUGGUUGGAGCAAGAGUGUUGUUUGAUGGAGAAACUGGAAAAUCUCGAGGUUAUGGUUUCGUUUGCUACUCUACAAGGUCCGAAAUGGAGUCUGCCCUUGCUUCUCUUAAUGGAGUGGAAUUAGAAGGCAGAGGGAUGAGAAUAAGCAUGGCAGAAGGCAAGAAAUUAUAAGUGAAGUGAAGGACAUUGUUAAGACUCAACAAGUACGUGUGUGUCAACUUCUUUUGUCAUUUCAAAACAAAACAAAAACAAAAACAAAAAAGAAAACAAAGGGAUGAAUUUAUAUUGAGAUGUUUCUUGUGUUAUCAUUCUCAAUAAUCAACAUUUUACAACUGUACCA